AGUUGUAGCGCGACAUCGUCCGUCGUCGCAUCGCCGAAUAUGCGGUCUCUACCUCGACAAGUUCUUGUGUGCUUCCUCAUCCUCAGUCCUCGGACAAACGACUUUUCUCUUGUCUGAUAGCCUAGAUGAUCUCUGACUGACUAGUCUUCUGUAGUUAGCUCGUCUCCUCCAAAGGCUGUCUCUCGCUCGAUGGCUCUGGGUUCUGGAGAUGUCAUCCUCCUCAAAACUUGGAACUCUCAUGGACAGAUGCGGAGUUGAUUGCUGCACAAGAGGUAACUGUCGAUGAAGCUGCCAUUGUCAUCUCGCAUGAUGUGGCUGGUGAUGAUAGUGGGAGCAUGUCUCGUGUUGCUACAAUACCAGAUAACCAAUUCUUGGCAAGUGUCUACGCAGCCUGUCAGUGGCAACACGCAGUUGGCUGCGGCUGCGGUUGUUGACCAGCUGCAGUUGGAUGAGAGUAUCGUUGCUGCGGUUGGUGAAAGAGUCAUCCACGACAUUGCUCUACAGGUAAGCCAGAAGCUGAGUAGUGAGAUAUGCGGCAACACAUUGGAUGAAUCCUCAGCCCUGCCCAACUCCAAGAAGACCUCUACUCCCCCCUGGAUGCUGCCCCCGCUCUUCAUCAUCACCCCGACAUACAGAAGGCCUGAACAGAUCCCUGAACUAACAAGGCUCGCGCAGACUCUCAUGCACGUACCUAACCUCCACUGGCUGGUCAUUGAAGACUCUCAAAACAAAACUCCCCAAGUGACUGGUCUGUUGAUGAGAACUGGUCUUUCUUUUGAACACCUCAUUGCACCAAUGCCAGAUUCAUAUAAGAACAAAAAAGGAUCCAAGCCAAGGGGAGUUUCAAAUCGCAAUCGAGGACUUCAGUGGCUGAGAGCAAACGCUACAUCUGGAGUCUUUUACUUUGCAGAUGAUGACAAUACUUAUGAUAUUGCUCUCUUUCAAGAGAUGAGGUACACAAAGAGAGUGUCUAUGUGGCCAGUUGGGCUGUGUACCAAAUACGGCCUUAGUUCUCCCAUCGUCCGCAAUGGAACAUUUGCAGGCUUCUACGAUGGAUGGAUUGCUGGCAGAAAGUUUCCCGUUGACAUGGCCGGAUUUGCUGUCAGCGUUGACUUUCUCCUUCAGAGACCUAAAGCCACAAUGCCUUAUAAACCUGGGUUUGAAGAAGAUGGAUUUCUUAGAAGUCUUGCACCUUUUGAAGCUAAAGAUAUUGAGCUCAAAGCAGACAACUGCACAAAGAUUCUAGUCUGGCAUACCCAAACAAAGAAGAAUGAACCAGCUGCACAGCUAGAUUUGAAGAAGUACAACAAUACGAAUCUCAUUCAUUUGAGGUCUUUGAUUGUUUGAUUCAUAAGACAGUAUUUGGCCUUAAGGACAAUCCUCAGCCUGUCAGCUUCUUCAUGAUUUUAUCAAAUGUUUUUAUUAUUGUUAAGUGUUUAUUCUAAAAGACAAUUGAAGUUUUAUGUAAAACUUGUCCAUUCAAGCUUUUGUAGAUAGUGCUUUUAUAUUUGAAUGUUAUCAGUUUGUAAUUGUAAGCAUUUAUUGAAGACAAAUAGUCUUUUUAUUAUCAAAUAUUUGUGAUAAUUAGCUUAAAAUUGAUGCCAAAAUGUUUAUUUAACUACUAUUUUAUCUUGUAAGGUAGUGCUAUGUCCUAAUUUUGUAAAGAUAGUCCAAAGCACCCUUGUAUAAUAUAGUGACCAAGCAUGUGAUAUAUUUUUAGAGAAAAGUAAAUUUUAGUCAUGACCGCAAAAUUUUUGUAAUUAAAGUUACACUUCCUUAUUGCUUAGUAUGUGGAUGUCCUCAAGAAAUGUGGUCUAAAUGUUUGGGCAGAAUGUGGUUUAUUGAAUUUUGUUCAAAUAUAUCCUAUCUUAGUCUUAUUGAGCUUAGGUAUGUUAAUGUUAAUACGAGGGUCAACUUUUCAUUAAGGGCCGUUUGUGUGUAUAGUUGAAUAGCAUUGUAGUUAAUGUCUACGCCGCAACAAGGCAACGACCAUAACUAUUUAGUGGCACUAUUUGUGAAUAGAAUCCUGCCAUUACAGCUCUGUAGUUGACAACGUGCGUGCUUCGCUUUGUGUUUAAAACAUUUUUUUAUGAUUGAAUCUCUGAUGCAAAAUAAGGUUGGUGAUAAAUUUCUUGACCACAAGAAAUAAAUUAGAUUCAGACAUUCAUUGCCAAAUGUCUCUAGGAGGAUAUGGACCUUAUGCAAUUAGUGUGAGUAAAUUGGGGAAAUUGGUUAGGGAGUGAAAAAAUGGCUGUGAAACCGUUUUCCUUUGUGGUUUUUUGUGACAAAUCUGGGUACCCACCAAAAACACAAUUCCUUCUAAACUGGACAUUUUAUUGGCCAUUUUUAAGCUUCCUAACCCAUUCAUGCACUUAACCCUGUAUCAUUGCAUUAGGGCUAUAAACUUCAGUCUUCUGGCAAUGAAAGUCUGAUAUGUUUUUUGCAGUCAAAGAAUAUAUCACUGACAUUAUCUUUCAUGGUGGGAGAUUCAAUGUUUUUUUUUUAUUUUCUAAACACACAGCCAAAAAAGUGCAAUCAUUUAAUCAUUCAUUCAUUUUUCAUUCAUUCAUUCAUAAAAAAAGUACAUGUACAUGUCAGCUACAGAGCAGUAAAAUGGUGCCAUCUCAUCACAAAUGAUGCCAGUAAGCAGAGAGGAGCUCUGUUCCAAUGUACACGCAAAAGAAGCCCUUAGCAAAACUACCCUCGUUUGUAGGUGAAUAAAUAUUUCAUUUGUAUUCACAAAAACCAUUUUGUAACUGGUAAGUAUUUACAACACGGUAAUGUUUUACCAAAACAAAAAGAAAACAUGAAAGAUUAACAAUUGUAAAAUAAUCAAACAUAUUAUAUACGAAACGGUUGAAUACCAACUGCAAUACAGUACCAAUAAAAAUGGGUAAUGUGGGAGGACAUGGUAGAAUGAACUACCCAACUACCAAAGAUCUGGUGCUUUUUUUUAUCACCACAGUUUCUCAAAUAACUAUUAUUUACAAACUAUAACUGCCCUAUAUUAAUCAAAUAUUGUCUUGCCAGCUGUCAGUUAUUGCUAAUGCUACUUCAGUAUUCAAUCCACUGUACUUAAGUCUAGAUCAUUAGAUUGUGUGUGCAUUGUUUAAGAUUUGUACAUACAAAACAGCAAUCAAAAGAAUUUGGUUGAUUAUAAAUUCUGUACAUAAACUAAAAUAAAUUUCUUUAGAGAACCAUAAGUGAGAAGUGUACUAUGUACAUGAUGUGUCGAUGAAUUUAAUUUUGUAAAGUAUACUUUUGUAUUGUCAUAAAUAUUGUAAGCUUUUAUAAAUAUAAAAUAAUAGGCUAAAUGUAUAAUGAAUCCUACAUGUAUUUAAAAAAAUCUCCCUUUUAAGUAAUUCCUGGUUUCAUGUUAUGUAUAUUUCAAAAUUAUCUUGACAGAGUAUCCCAAAAGCAAAGGACAAUACUAUGUGUUUUGUCCUAAAACAUGAGUAAUUUACUAUAAUCAAAAAGUAUAACACUGCAUGAUUUCAUUCUUGGGGGAUAUACAUCAGAGGCAAACCCUAAAAUUAAUGUUUAGCUAAGUAAAAUAAGAAAAAAAUGUAAGGUGUUUUGCACCCGGUGGGUUUUUCAAUUCUGUUACGGUGAUGAAGUUUUGUUAGAUUUAGGAUAUCUGUUUUUUUACUCUUAUUAAGCUAACUAAACACAUACAGUUUGCUCCUUUUUCCAAAAUCUUGUCACACAAUUUAAAGUAGGAUCAAAACUUGCUAGUCUGUGCUAAGAACAAAUUUUUUGUAAUGUUUUUAAGUUGUACAUAUUUCUUUAUUAUACGUUUUUAGGUAUGAAAUAAGUUAAGUCUAAGUGAACUUUAAAUAAUUUUAAGUUCAAUUCUUUUCAUUUAAGUUUAGCUUAUUUUGUUUUAAGAAUGACAAAACUUUUUUUAAGAAGUGUCAGCCCCUUUUCACCUUGCUUUACCCGUCCACAUGGGAUUUAGAGGCCUGCGAGAAGAAUUUAUCGACUUAAGCAAGGGUUGAGCCAAAAUAUUACAAAAAUAAACUAUACUGAUGAUAAAUUUUAAGGGGAAAUGGAAAGUGAACCCAAGACAUUGGUGCCUUGGAUUCACAAUUCAUAAUGCAAUGACUUCUCUAAAUUGUAACCAAUUAUUCAUAUAGGUAACCCUUUUCCUUCACUAGAGAAAGUAAUUCUGAACACAACAUAAUUUUUUAAUUUUUUUUAACAUAACAGGUUAACAAUUUGAUCCAUAAUUUAGAAGUAAAUUUUUUUUUAAAUAAUAAUAGUUGCAAUUUUUCAGUAUAAAAGCUAUAGGUAAUUGUUUUAUGAUGUUAUUUGAUUUUAUUGAUGACUGUAAAACUCAUACAGUACUUUGUACUUUGUACUCUGUGAAAUACUCAUAGUAAAACUGAUCAAUUUUUGAAUCUCUUGCACAUAAACAUAAUGACCUCAUCAUACUUACUACUAAAACGUUCAAAAUCUGACUAUGGACAGAAGGUAUACUGUAUUUGUUGUUGUUUUUUCAACUGGUAACUUAUCUUUUAGAUUGGUAACAUGGAUUAAACUGAUUCGGGGAACAGAGGUAUUAGCAAUGCAAUUAAUAAAGCAACUUAGAACUGUAAACUAGAAUAUAGGCUUCCACAAUCAAAGUAGACUCAGUUGAAUCUAGGUUUUUGGGCAAUGAUCUGUUGUUUUGUUGAGCUGUUGAAAUACUGGACGACGUUUCUAAUGCCUUGUAGCAAUCUAAUGUCUUCAGGGGCAAUCUACGAUUCAACUCCCCAUUGAAUACCUGGGUUCAGUUGAAUCAUGGUGGCCUCAGGAUUCAACUUGGGGGGGGGGGAUACCCCGAUCCUUCCAGGUAAAAUGUAAAGCAUAAAAACGUUUAGGCCUGAAAUGAGCUGCACCGAUGGUCGAAGAAAUUUACAUGGGUCCUCUGAGGAAAUAUUCAUUGUUAUGACAUUAUCAUAAAUAUAUAAUUUGUGUGUGAAAAUCCUCUCGAUAGACAACAAAGUUUGAGAGUCUUAAAAUAUCCCGUCAAACGUUGGACGACUUGAGUUAUCAAAUUAAACAAUACUGUCAAAUCAAAAGAACUAUUGAUUAGAUAGUAAUAAUGCAAUGGUUAUAAUAUUUUAUAACUAUUAAAUUAUCACUAAAUAAGCCUAUACCAAAUUGCUAAAUUUAUAACAUAGCCUAUUAAUGCUAUUUACUGAAAAAGAAAAGGGGUUUAAACAAAUGGAACUGACCAUUGGUGCAACUGAGAACCCCACAAAAGUUGGUGCAAUCGUACACUGUAGGGUGGAACUAAUCCCUGACCAGGGGAGCCAGCUGGUCUAGUGGUUAGAGCGCGGGACUCCGAUCCCGCCAAAUCAUCAAUGGAUUUUAACUAAGUAAUAUUGCCGUAACCUCUAGGUCUAGCCUGAAGUAAUGUGAAAAUCCGGGCUUGUGCCUAGCGUCCUAGGAAAAAAACAAAAAAAAAUCCCUGACCAUCAUAGUGCAAUCGGGCACCUCCCCUGAAAUGGGGUCCACCCUGAUAUUUGGCGGUUGGGUGAUCAUCCACCACAACCCCCCCACCCCUGGUCUGCUUCUGAAGGCCAAGAUUCUGCAACUUACAACUGUAAGUUUACUAUUAGUCUUGAUACCAAAACAGUUACCCCCCUCUUAUUCUCUACAUCCAAGUUCAGAAUUUUCUAAAUGGUCAUCGUUUUAGAAUUUGUAUUAUUUUAAGUACCAACUUUGGAACAAAUUGUGCCUGAGGAAUUGUAAUAUUUUGAUAAAUGCAAGUAAGUUUACUGUUGAUAAAAAGCAAAGGUAGAAUUAGAAUAAGGCAUCUCUCACAAUUCCUAUAUAAUUGUACAACUAUGUAUUGCCUUUACUCAACAUAGGGGUAAAUUCUACUUUAGAUUGAUUUGAUUAGUCAUAUUUGUAAGUAACUCAAUUUUGCACUUCUAUUGUAAGCACAUAUUGUUUUUUUUUUAUUGAAAAUAAACAAAUUUA
Molecule: messenger RNA, 5970 nt
Organism: Macrosteles quadrilineatus (aster leafhopper)
Lineage: Eukaryota; Metazoa; Arthropoda; Insecta; Hemiptera; Cicadellidae
Product: galactosylgalactosylxylosylprotein 3-beta-glucuronosyltransferase P-like
Exons: 10
Coding region: 283-1347 (354 amino acids)
Biological process (GO): chondroitin sulfate proteoglycan biosynthetic process; carbohydrate metabolic process
Cellular component (GO): Golgi membrane
Molecular function (GO): galactosylgalactosylxylosylprotein 3-beta-glucuronosyltransferase activity
Source: RefSeq, a predicted model, not a curated record